Fusarium coffeatum is the source of this 2727-nucleotide messenger RNA. RefSeq lists its product as uncharacterized. The coding region runs from base 1 to 2727 and encodes 908 amino acids. The record is from RefSeq and is a predicted model, not a curated record. NCBI's taxonomy places the organism in Eukaryota, Fungi, Ascomycota, Sordariomycetes, Hypocreales, Nectriaceae. The transcript is spliced from 4 exons.
AUGGAAACAGAUACAGAAUUUAUUUCAAUCGCUGCCACAUUAAAAGAGCUGCACGCAUAUGCCAAGCUGCUUUAUCUCCGCGAUGGUCGUCAAUUCGAAGACAAAACGUUCUAUGAAGAAGCUGAAGAUGAGGCAUCAUCAAACGAUUCCGGCAACGACGACAGCUCAUCAAAGAAUGUUUCGCUAGGCAACCUUGAUACAGACCAUUUGCGUCGCAGGUUCUUGGAUAGAUUGUCCGAGAUAGUUUCGCCAAUGAAAGGAGGUCGCCAUGUUGUUGCUAGCUAUAUGUUUUACUGGCCUGACAAGGUUAAGGUCUUCUUAGCAAUAAACUCAGGGUUCGUUGAAGGAGAUGCAGUGUCUACAUUCUUAGACAGCUUGUGUAAAUCCUUGAAGGAUAUCGCUAUGGCUCCAGAUUAUGAGAUUGAGAAGAGCAGGAAUGCACUGUGGAAGUUGGUACUUCGUCACCAAUCAUCAAGACUGACCACCACCAUCGUCGAUUUGCGGCAAGUCAUGAAAAGCUUCCCACACCUCCUCCCACAACGAGCUGCUUCGGAUUUAUCUAGCAACAAUAUUGUUUUAGACAUCGACGGAAGCAUGCUUGUAUUCGAGGACUGCUUGAAGCUAUUGGCUCAAUUACUUUUUGACAAUGUCGAUUCGGACCUGAAACGGCACAGCGGUCUUAUAAGCCUCAGUUACGCUCUCUAUCGAAAAUUCCGAGUCGAGAAAUUUCAGGCUCUCGGUCGACAAGGCGAAAAGCUACGUAAGAUAAUCGGCUUCUUGGGCCGCCUCCAGAUGUCAUUCCAGGACCUUGUUACAGCUGCGGGUCAAAUUCCUGGUUUUGACGACCUGUUUCUUAUUCCUGUGGUUAAACCAAGGCUCGAGAAGAAUAUCCUUAACGAGGAAUGGAGUCUAAUUAGGACACUCGGCGCCUUGAAAGUUCAGGUAAACGAUACGGCGAUUGAGAAGCUGAUGAAAACAUCAAGCCGAAGGACCAAAUGGACCAAGAACAAACUCAUCAGCGGCUUUUCUCGAAACAAGUCACCGUCUUGGGAAGUACAUGCCGAAAUCCAGCUCAUAGCCUUUACCCUUGGCCAUCCCAAUGACAUUGCCAACGGAAAAAGCUGGACUAUUCCCCCUGGAGACAGCCUCGGAAAGAAUGAACAACAGGCGCUGCACAGUGCUGCAAUAGGAGUUAUAUCGUGGAUGAGAAAGGAGCUGAUUGGAACUAUGAUGCCACCGGCUCGGAGAAUGCCAGAGGUCAAGGAAUCCACUGUUGGCGGCAGUUCAAUUUCUAUGCCGGGGACGAGUCAAGGAGGCCUCCACCAAAACUUUGCCACGUCCGAACACCUCCGUCGCCAACGAGCUCAAAACAAUCGCAUGCCAUGCAACCAAGACAGUCUGUCGGAAUCCGUCGAAGACGGUAACUUCUCGACACCUGAAGUCCAGAGUUCGACGCUCCUAAUAAGUACCGAGAAAACUUGCAUAAGAUGCCUCGAAGAAACAACUCGACGAUGCUCUCACUGUGGAGAAGGUUUAUUCUGCAACGAGAACUGCGAACGCAAAAUGCCGUUAUCGCACCUACUCAAAUGCAACAUGCGACAAGUCACGUCAGCAGACUACCUUUUUGAAGAUGUUCUGGAUGAUACGAUUCCCACAGACCCCCAGGUACUGGAGGACUACUGGUUUGAUCGAUGCCACAACGCCAAUGAAAAAUCGCAUCUGUGCGGGCUUUUCGCCGGACUUUUACUCUACCAUCCGGAUCAUAUUUCGCGUGAGACACUUCACCAGUGGCGGUCGGAGCCAGGCGGAAACCCAUACCUGGUCGCACAGAUAGUUGUAAAAUUCGACGAGUUACCGAAGGGUAGCGCGGGAGGCUAUUUCCCGUGGUUCCUCAGACACCGCAAACGCUUCGAACUAGCAGAAGGUCAUGGAUCAAUACCCCAAGCACCAACCCCCGAGAUGCAUGUACAAAACAUGCAAGCCAAAGCCAGGAGGUACCUAGCUGUUGAAGAUCAAAACAAGGACUUCAGGGACUUGGCUCCUUUUUCGAAAAUGCAUUGCUUUGCAUUCUACUCCAUUGUCAUAGGCAAUCAGCACCCACCCCCAAUGAACCAAACCGACUGCUUUUGGUUCGAUUUCGGCUUCGUUGUGUGCCGAGACCAGUAUGAGGAAGCCUCAUUGGGCGGUAUGUAUAACACAAUGCUGUUCGGAUCGAGAUCACAACUGGAAUACGCAGAAAGUCUUGGUUCCUCAAGUUCAGCGAGGUUUGUCAAGAAGAGAGAUCCCGCCUGUACCUUUGACGAAUUCUGGAGGGCUUGGGAUAAAGGCAAGCUUAUGGCCAUAUUUGACAAGUGUUGGCCAGAGCUCAAAACCCGACGCACUCAUGAAGCUACUGAGUACAGAAUUCUGAAUCGUUUGCGUGGAUUCAUAGAGUCAGAGACGCCUCGUCCGUCUAUUUGGAAGUUGCGUCACUUCGUUGCACUAGACGAUAUCUCUGUCGAGUCUUCUGUACCUGACAUAGCCUGGGCGGCUCGAGAAUAUGGAUUUUCCGAAAGGUUAGACACGAGACUGACUCUGGAGCUAAGGAGUUUCUAUGUGCAGCUAUUCAACAAGGCAGAGCCAAUGGAAAUUUACCGCCAGAGGAUAAAAGGUAAUUUAGUGCAAUUUGCAGAGCAGUAUGUUGGUAGUAGUCACUUGAGGAUAAAGGAACUACUUCAGGGCCUUUGA